CAUGACGUCAGUUACAGUCGCCAUCGAAGUGCAUGAACAUUCAUUCGGCACAGACAGGUCGCCAGGUUAGGAGACGGAACGAUUAACAGAGCACAUAACCCGCCCCCCCCUCCCGUGAGAAGAGCUGGUACGCAAUAGCAUCAUCAUCAUCAUUCCAGCAGCCCUCUUGACGUUAGCAAUGGCCGGGAGGUCCUUCACUCCUCCAUCUGAUGACGAUAACAAUAACAAUGGCGAUCAGAUAGUACCGUCUGAUGAAGACCUAUCUGACGAAGAAUCAUCAUCGCACAAGACUGCUGUCAAGGAAGACAAAUUUGUGCCGGUGGGUAAAACGUUCUUACCAAAACCUCUGCCUUCGGAGACCAAACAGAUGGUGCCUAAAAUUAUAACGGAGGUCAAAGUAGUGGAGGAGGAUAAGAAUAAAAAUGAAACUGGAAGAGAGUCUGGUGUGAGGAAAAGGGAUAUAAGAGGAGUCCUCGUGGAACCGAAGGGCGCGGAAGAGUCCACUGACAGCCUCACACUUCUAUCUCUUCUGACACGUAGAAAUCCCUAUCCGUUCGAGGAGUGCGAAGAGGAGACGAUAGUAGCUGAAGAAGAGGAAGAAGAAGGAGAAUGGGAGGAAGUGGAUUUGUUUUCUGAAAUCGCAUGCCCCUUUCUCAAGAUAGAACACGACAGAUGCUUCUGGGGUGGUCGAAUUUUAAGACUGAAGAAUCACAUGGUACUGACACAUUUCAAUGUUCUAAGGCUGUAUUCUACUUUUACGUGCGCGGCUACUGACACCACAGCGUCGCUACUAGUUGUCGAUUCAGAGGUGUUUCUCUAUUACAAGUUCAUUACAGAAUACGGGCAUUGGUACGUAGUUGUACAGCAAGUUGGUACCACGAACAAGAAGUUUAGGUACAGAAUCAAGCUUCACUCAGAAGACGAGACAAUCCCAGACCGCAUUUACAUAUUUCGCGUGACUAGAAUUACUGUGGACUUCGAAGUCCUUUUCGACGCUGAAAAGUGUUUCGUCAGCUCAGACGCUGAAAUGGAACCUUUCGUAACGGACCUCGGAGCGGACAUGAGAGUGACAAUAAAACGAAAUCGGUCUCAUAACUAGAUGAAACUAAUACCUUGGGGCCCCCUCUGUCAGAACAUCGGAGUAUCUACUGAAUGACAAUCUUUGAAUUCAUUUUCUGAGGUAGCUACUCAGUUGUUUCGUCCCUUGCCGAUUGGAAAUGAAGGGCUACGAUGUGUUGCCACAGUGAACUAUAUCAUUACUGUCCAAAACAUAACUUCUUCCUAAUCAUUUAAUAGUUUUGUAUUUAAACGUUUUUUAAGAAUUUGUGAACUGUUUGUGUAAAAACUAACAAAUGAUUUUAAUUCAGAUAAUAACCAGGGUUUGAUGUUUAGUGUUAUUUUACGUAUCUGUUAAUGUAUUGAUAGAGGAAUCUUUUAUAUUAAAUUAUGUAACCGAUAAAUAAAUGUAUUAAAUCUGUAUGUAAACAUUCACCUGAUUGAAAUAA
Molecule: messenger RNA, 1505 nt
Organism: Zootermopsis nevadensis
Lineage: Eukaryota; Metazoa; Arthropoda; Insecta; Blattodea; Termopsidae
Source: RefSeq, a predicted model, not a curated record